Molecule: messenger RNA, 3544 nt
Organism: Calypte anna (Anna's hummingbird)
Lineage: Eukaryota; Metazoa; Chordata; Aves; Apodiformes; Trochilidae
Gene: CORIN
Product: corin, serine peptidase
Exons: 22
Coding region: 106-3495 (1129 amino acids)
Biological process (GO): regulation of blood pressure; peptide hormone processing; acrosome reaction
Cellular component (GO): membrane
Molecular function (GO): serine-type endopeptidase activity; protein binding
Source: RefSeq, a predicted model, not a curated record
CCCCCGCCCCGCAAGUGUGUGCGGGAGGCGGGCGGCCGCGGCUUGUUAGACACCGAGGUAGAGAAGGGUGUGUGGGGUGUGAGACACACCAGCAGCACCCAGAGCAUGCUCUCCAUGCAACAGUUUCCUGCCCUGCCUGCGGAGGAGGAGCGGUACCGGCAGGUUCUCUCCGCCAACCGGGUCUUAGGAACAGAUGAGGAUAAUAUGGGGGAUGGUUGCUCUCAGAAACUUGCUUCUGCCAAGUUCCUUCGACUUCUGCUCCUAAUACUGAUUCCCUGCAUCUGUGCCCUUAUCCUUUUGUUGGUGAUCCUGCUUACUUUUGUAGGUGUGUUAGAAAAAACUUGCUUUUAUUCAAAUGGAAGUGAGGUCCUUGCCAUUAAUGGUGACAUGGAAACAUCUGAUGUUCUUUUGCCAAACAUGGUUGAAAACAGUUCCAAAGCUGAUCCCACAAUGGACCUCAGCACACAGCCCUCUUCCUGGACCACCACGUCUUUAUCCCGCAUUAACCAAAUGAACAAGAGCUCAAAUAUCUUUAGGGAAGCUUUCCAGGAAAAUUCAUUUGCUCUUGGAACUCAAGCCACAGUGCUCAGUCCUCACCCUACAUACGAUGCUGCUUUGGCAAAAGGCUCUGAAAACAGCACCCAGCUCUUUGCCAGGGCAGAGGAAGUGACUCUGUGGUCUACAGAUGCCUCCUUUAACAACACAGAGAGAAUUACCACUCUGGCAGAAUUAAGUUCUACUCACCCAUCUGUGACACAAAAAAUGGAGGAAAAAAAAGGUGCCUGCAUAAAUAUCACCAACAGCCAGUGCCAAAUGCUGCCAUAUAACUACACUACUGUAACUUCAGUUUUUUCCAUUGUCAAAAGUAUUGAAAUGGAAAAGUUCCUGAAGUUCUUCAGUUAUCUCAAUCGUCUCAGCUGCUAUCAACACAUCAUGCUGUUUGGCUGUAGUCUUGCUCUUCCUGAAUGCAUCAGUGACGGUGAUGACAGUCAAGGCAUCUUGCCCUGUGGAACAUUUUGUGAGGCAGCAAAAGAAGGCUGUGAACCAGUCCUGGGUAUGGUAAAUGCUUCUUGGCCAGAAUUUCUGAAGUGCUCUCAAUUCAAAAACAAACCUGAAAAUGACUCCACUGCAAGGAUAUGCUUCUCUCCACACCAAGAAAAAGGAAAGCAGUCACUGUGCAGAGAGGAGAGUUUCUUGUGUGCCAGUGGGAUCUGCAUCCCAGGGAAACUGCAAUGUAAUGGCUACAAUGACUGUGAUGACUGGAGUGAUGAGGUCCAUUGCAACUGCAGUGAUGAUGUAUUUCGUUGCAACACGGGAAAAUGUCUAAAUUAUACCUUUGUUUGUGAUGGAUAUGAUGACUGUGGAGACCUUAGCGAUGAACAACACUGUGAUUGCAAUCCAGUGACACAUCAUCAGUGUGGAGAUGGGAGAUGUAUAACAGCCGAUUGGAUAUGUGAUGGUGACCAUGACUGUAUUGACAAAUCAGAUGAAACCAAUUGCUCAUGUCAGAGUCAGGGUCUGGUGGAGUGCAGAAAUGGGCAGUGCAUUCCUAGUGCAUUCCAGUGUGAUGGAGAUAAUGACUGUAAAGAUGGAAGUGAUGAAGAAAACUGCAGUGAAGGUCAAACCCUUUGUCAGGAGGGAGACCAGAGAUGUUCCUCCUGUCCUGAUCCCUGUGGAAGUUCUCUCUGUGACAUGAGAAACAGCCAGACAAACUGCAGUCAGUGUGAACCAAUUAGUCUGGAAAUCUGUAUGAACUUGCCUUACAACUAUACUUACUACCCAAACUACCUGGGCCACAGGACACAGAAGGAAGCCUCCAUCAGCUGGGAGUCUUCUCUUUUCCCAGCCUUGGUUCAGACCAACUGCUACAAGUACCUUAUGUUUUUUGCCUGUACAAUCUUAGUACCAAAAUGUGACCCCCAUACAAAUCAACGGAUCCCACCUUGCAGGACAUUAUGUGAACAGUCAAAGGAACGUUGUGAGUCUGUGCUUGGGAUCGUAGGUUUGCAGUGGCCAGAAGAUACUGACUGCACUCAGUUUCCAGAUGAGAACUCAGACAACCAAACUUGUCUAAUGCCAGAUGAAGAUGUAGAAGAAUGCUCACCCAGUCACUUCAAGUGCCGUUCUGGGAGGUGCGUCCUGGCAUCCCGAAGAUGUGAUGGGCAAGCUGACUGUGAGGAUGAUAGUGAUGAGGACAGCUGUGGUUGUGGAGAAAGAGGUCUUUGGGAGUGUCCUUUGAAGAAGCUGUGCAUCAAACACACCAUGAUCUGUGAUGGUUUCCCAGACUGCCCUGACAUGAUGGAUGAAAAGAACUGCUCAUUUUGUGAAGAGAGUGAACUUGAAUGUGCCAACCAUGAAUGUGUGCCACGAGAGCUCUGGUGUGAUGGGCAAGCAGACUGCAGUGACAGCUCAGAUGAAUGGGACUGUGUUACCCUGUCUAAAAACAUGAAUUCCUUGAUGUUCCUGACCGUUCACAGGUCAGCUGCUGACAACCAUGUUUGUGCUGAUGAGUGGCAAGAAAAUUUAAGCCAUCUGGCCUGCAAGCAGAUGGGUUUAGGAGGACCAUCCAAAACACAAAUUGUGAUAGAGAAUGAGGAAGCGCAGCAUCAAAAAUGGUUGAAUUUGCACUCAGACUGGAAGAAUAAGAAUGCAUCCACUUUACAUGCACUUCUAGUGAAUGGACAGAUGUGUCGAAGCAGAAGCAAAGUGGCUCUCUUUUGCACCAAAGAAGACUGUGGCCGUCGCCCAGCUGCUCGCAUGAACAAGAGGAUCCUUGGUGGCAGGACGAGUCGCCCAGGGAGAUGGCCAUGGCAGUGCUCCCUGCAGAGUGACCCGAGUGGACACAUAUGUGGCUGUGUUUUGAUUGCAAAGAAAUGGGUCUUGACAGUAGCACACUGCUUUGAAGGGAGAGAAAAUGCUGCUGUUUGGAAAGUGGUGUUUGGGAUCAGCAAUCUUGAUCAUCCAUCAGGCUUCAUGCAGACCCGACUAGUGAAGACCAUUAUCCUCCAUCCACGCUACAACAGAGCUGUUGUUGACUAUGAUAUCAGCAUUGUGGAACUGGAUGAGGAUAUAACUGAGACAAGCUAUGUCAGACCUGUCUGUUUGCCCAGCAAGGACCAGCUGGUUCGGCCAGAUACAUACUGCUACAUCACAGGCUGGGGACACAUGGGCCACAAAAUGCCUUUCAAGCUUCAAGAAGGAGAGGUUCGCAUCAUUUCCUUGGAACAAUGCCAGUCAUACUUUGACAUGAAAACCAUCACCAGUAGGAUGCUGUGUGCUGGCUAUGAGUCUGGCACUGUGGACUCUUGCAUGGGUGACAGUGGAGGACCACUUGUGUGUGAGCAACCUGCAGGGCGCUGGACUUUGUUUGGUUUAACAUCCUGGGGCUCUGUCUGCUUUUCCAAGGUUUUGGGACCUGGAGUUUACAGUAAUGUGUCACAUUUUAUUGAGUGGAUUGAAAGACAAAUAUACAUCCAUACCUUUCUGCUAAACUAACUCCAGAUGCUAAGAAUUGUGCUGACAGAACAAUGAAAUCAGCACUCCA